CUAUCAGUUCACGUGAUGUAUUGAAGCAAUUGUUUUACAUAUUUUUACUCAUUUUAUUGCAUAAAAGAUUUGCUAUUUAAUAUAAAAAUGGCACGACAUGUUAGUAGUUCGUUACUGAAUAUUAUGCAGCAUUUAACCAAAAAUUCAAUGAAUCGUAAUUUUCAUCAAUCAUCAAUAAAAAAUGGAAAAGCUCUUGUUUAUCAAAAUUAUGGUGACCCAGCGAGCGUUCUUAACCUCAUUGAAAAACCAGACCAAAAACCUGGAGAUAAUGAAGUUGCUGUAAAAUGGAUGUUGUCUCCAGUGAAUCCUGCAGACAUCAAUCUCUUACAAGGAAAAUACCCUGCUCGAGUAAAACCUCCUACAAUUGGUGGAAAUGAAGGAGUUGGAGAGAUUAUAGAGGUUGGAAACAAUGUCAAAAACCUCAGUGUUGGAGACCGAGUAGUUCCUAAUGAAAAUAAUGUUGGAACCUGGAAUACUCAUGGACUUCAUAAUGCUGAUCACGUACUGAAGAUACCUCAAAAUUUGGAUAUCAUAGCAGCCAGUAUGUUCAAUGUCAAUCCUGGUACAGCAUAUAGAAUGCUUAAAGAUUUUGUAGAUUUAAAACCUGGUGAUGUCGUAAUUCAAAAUGGUGCUAAUUCAGCAGUAGGGCAGUUUGUGAUUCAGUUGUGUAAAAGUUGGGGCUAUAGAAGUGUAAAUAUUGUAAGAGACAGGCCAGAUAUUGAAAAACUUAGAACUUAUUUAACAGAAAUGGGUGCUACAAAAGUACUUGUCGAGUCUGAAUUAAGAACAACUAAAUUAUUUGAAAAUAAAGAAUUACCAAAACCAAAAUUAGCUUUAAAUUGUGUUUGUGGAAAAACUACGACCGAACUUAUUCGUCAUAUGGAUCAUGGUGCAACUAUGGUUACUUAUGGAGCUAUGUCACGAGAACCUUUGAUCGUACCAGCUUCUGCAUUAAUUUUUAAGGACGUUAUGAUGAAAGGAUUUUGGAUGACACAUUGGGUAAAAAAAUUUACCGAUUCUCAGGUAAGAACAGAUAUGAUACGUGAUUUGACGGAAAUGUUUAAUUCCAAAAAACUGCAAGUACCUGCUAAUAAAAUUAUACCACUUUCUAACUACAAAGAAGCUAUGGAAAAUACUUUGAAAUCCGAUGGAAUGACAAAUCUUAAAUACAUCUUGGAUUUGAGAUGUUGAAAAAAUUAUUUUAUUUACAUUGAUGAAGAAAAAAAUUAAUUAAUAUAGUAAGACAACAAUAAAAAUCCAAAUAAAUGAAAUAAUUUAAUUAAGUUAGUCAACUAAUAAAUAGUAAUAU
Molecule: messenger RNA, 1309 nt
Organism: Chelonus insularis
Lineage: Eukaryota; Metazoa; Arthropoda; Insecta; Hymenoptera; Braconidae
Product: enoyl-[acyl-carrier-protein] reductase, mitochondrial-like
Exons: 3
Coding region: 88-1191 (367 amino acids)
Biological process (GO): fatty acid metabolic process
Cellular component (GO): mitochondrion
Molecular function (GO): trans-2-enoyl-CoA reductase (NADPH) activity
Source: RefSeq, a predicted model, not a curated record